Durotheca rogersii is the source of this 685-nucleotide messenger RNA. RefSeq lists its product as uncharacterized. NCBI's taxonomy places the organism in Eukaryota, Fungi, Ascomycota, Sordariomycetes, Xylariales, Xylariaceae. The record is from RefSeq and is a predicted model, not a curated record. The transcript has a single exon. Bases 154 to 423 code for a protein of 89 amino acids.
AUUCACGACGGUCGGACCCACCGAGGCUUGGGGGGUUCCUGUUUAAAAAACUCCUCUCCGUCCCAAAUUUCUCUUCUCUCCUCCCUUCUUUUCCUUCCUCAUCAUCAGUAUGGGUUAAAUCUACAUCGUCAAAUGUUUAUUUAAUACCAAACAAUGGAGGCUCCACUACGGUGGCUUGCUGAGGGUUAUCUUCUCCUUUACGCCUUGGGUUUCCUUCCGUUCCCGGCCUCCUCCAGCAAACCUCGAAAGCGCCCUUCCCAAUACAGCCGCCGACGCCAGCUCCUCCUGGUUCGCGACUGUGGGGUGUUUCCUACAUUUACAGACGAGUCCGUCCUUGCUUUUCAACCCAUAGAUCCAUCGCUUGGUCUCGGCGGUAUAUGUGUACUCGGCGAUCCACCGCUCCUAGUAGCCCGCCCCAAGUAGCAUCGAGGAAAGCUCAAAAGCUGCCUGAUGAGAAACCUGCCCAACUCGAGGGCAGGUAAGAGCUUGAAAUUUUGUAGCACAUCUUGGAAAGAGCAAACAGUAAUGAAGGCCUCGGUGAGCCUUUCCACGAGGUUUCAAUGUUACUUUGCCGCACCCUUGGGUCUGCCUACCAUAUUCUUGUGGCUCCUCGGAGCAUGUUUUCAAGUUGGGUGGGGUCAGGAUAGUGCGCGCGAAUACGUAGGCAGAUAUAUCGAAGCAAGCA